UGUAGGAUAUCCGGAAAUGGAUGAAAUCCCGAAAAGGGUUGAAUGCUGACCUUAAUCUCUCGGGUCUCUUAAAACUCCUCUCACCUGCCAAACAUAUCGGCAGAAUACUACAUAAUUCCAUAGCCGGAUAGUCUCUUCUGAUAUUCAACUAACUAAUAAUAACGUGGAUUAAACCAUCAUAACCAUGUGGACAAAAAUAUUUGACUUAAGGUUUACUGCCAAUUACAAGGUUUUAGUAUACAUAUUUCUGCACUAUGUCACAACAAUAUUGGUCGAAAGUUCUGUUAGAUCCCUAAAUGGAGCAAAAGCUAUCAACUUGAUCAAAGACAAACAAAUAGUAUAUCAAGAUGAAUCUGGCGAUUCCAUACAAAUGUCUCCCAUGUCUCUAUUAUCUCAACCCGUCGUAGCAGCAACUUACUAUUUUAGUUCUUUGAGAAGACCAAUAAGUGGUGAUCAACAAAGUCCGGAUGUUUCCAAUGCAUGUGAGGCAGCCGAUUCCAGGCAAGGGACAUGUUAUGAUACAACAGAUUGUGUAGUAUCAGGAGGAACACCCAUGGGCAGAUGUCCUCAAGAAGGUGUUUGUUGUAUUUUUGAUGUAGUAUGUGGUGGAUCUACAAGUGAGGUGGUCUCUUAUUUCCGCAGUCCAAGUUUUCCAGAACCAUACGAAGAAGAAGGAACAUGCAAGAUGCGUAUCAUUAAACAUUCUGAAGCCAUCUGCCAAAUCAAACUAGAAUUCCUAGAUUUCGAUCUUGCCCGUCCUAUUGAAGGAAACUGCUCACAAGACAUGCUCGUGAUCACUGGUCAAAAUGAAAACAAUCUUAUUCCAAAAAUAUGUGGACUAAACAGUGGGCAGCAUUAUUAUGUAGAUGUUGAAGACUCUGGAGCAAUUAGUUUGCAUGUGACUAUGGUAGGAACUUAUGGAAGAAAAUUCAACAUUAAAGCUACUCAAGUAAGAUGUGCAAGCAGAGAAGCAGCACCUCCACACUGCCUUCAAUACCACAGAGGAACAAGAGGUUCUAUUAAAAGCUUCAAUUAUGAUGAAACAAGUCUUUUGGGUCUAGGAUAUCCAAAUAAUAUGGAUUAUGUUAUCUGUAUCAGAAAAGAACCAGGUUUUUGUUCUAUCACUUAUCAGUUAUCCGCAGAAGGAAGGAAUGUGGCUCCUUUUGCAGUUGGUGCACUGCCAGGGACAACAAGUGCCACAGCAACAGCACUGACAGGUCCAGUGGCAGCUGAAUGCCAUGAUGAUUAUGUUCUUUUCACUGGCAUAAGAGUUUGUUCUGGUAGAGUUGCAAGUACAGGACCAGCCAACCGACCAAUAGCUAAUCAAGUCAAUGUGACUUCUACCUACAUACUUACAGAUUCUACACCUGGGCCAUUCCUAGUGAGAUUUGUCUCCAAUGGAGUUCGCAAUGCAAGAGGCUUUCAUUUCACUUAUCGUCAAAACCCAUGUAAAUAAAAAAACACAACUUUGAAGUUAUAAAUUAAAAUCUGUAAGCAAUCAAAUUUUUAAAUCUAUGUCAUGAAUUAGCUCAAGUGGCUAGAAGGAGUCUUCAAAGAAGAUGCAGUAAAACUAGAUUCACUUUUCAAUAUUGAAAAGAAGAAAUUUGUGUUUACAUAAUGAAAAUGUUUGUAUAUUCUUUUCUAAAAAGGUACAAAAAAAAAAAAAAAAAAACAUUGAAAAUACAUCAAUU
This is a messenger RNA of Parasteatoda tepidariorum (common house spider), 1691 nucleotides long. RefSeq lists its product as uncharacterized. Lineage: Eukaryota; Metazoa; Arthropoda; Arachnida; Araneae; Theridiidae. The record is from RefSeq and is a predicted model, not a curated record.